AUGCAGUGGAAUGGGGUGAGAAGAGCCCAUUCUAUAUGGUGCAAGAGUUUAACAAACAACACUCAUUUGCAUAUUCCAGUCUCACACGUUGUUGCCACCAUGUCGAGUUUGGAGGAGCCUCUAGCCUUUGACAAGUUGUCAAGCAUGAGCUCCAUCGGUAGGAUUCAGAGAUUUUCGUCUGGUGCUUGCCGGCCUCGGGAUGAUAUCGGCAUGGGGCACCACUGGAUUGAGGGAAGAGAUUGCAGCACCUCAAACAGUUGCAAUGAUGAUGAUAAAGAGUCCUUUCCGUGGAGAAGGCAUACUCGGAAGAUAUCUGAAGGAGAGCAUUUACUUCGGAAUUUCUCAACUUUGUUAGGAAGGAGUUGUGCAGCUUCUGGGACUUUGUGGGAGUCGAAAAGUUUUCAGGAGCAUAAGUAUCAUACAUGUAGCAAUGAGAAUGGUGUACCGCAUUCGAGCAACAAGUUCGUUAGAGGUAUACCAAAGUUUGUGAAGAUUGUAGAAGUUGGUCCAAGGGAUGGUCUGCAGAAUGAGAAAAAUAUAGUACCCACAUCUGUGAAAGUGGAACUGAUUCAGAGAUUAGUUUCUGCUGGAUUGCCCGUUGUCGAGGCUACAAGUUUUGUAUCACCCAAAUGGGUUCCUCAGCUUGCAGAUGCAAAGGAUGUAAUGGGUGCCGUAAGUACUCUAGAUGGUGCUCGAUUGCCGGUUCUGACACCGAAUGUAAAAGGCUUUGAAGCGGCUAUCUCUGCGGGUGCUAAGGAAGUUGCAAUCUUUGCAUCGGCUUCUGAGUCAUUCUCCUUGUCAAAUAUCAACUGUACCAUCGAAGAGAGUCUCUCGAGAUUCCGUGCUGUUACCACUGCUGCGAAAGAGCAUUCUAUUCCUGUCCGUGGGUAUGUAUCUUGCGUUGUGGGGUGUCCAAAGGAAGGACCCGUUCCACCUUCGAAAGUGGCUUAUGUUGUGAAAGAACUCUAUGAAAUGGGCUGCUUCGAGAUUUCUCUGGGUGAUACAAUUGGAAUCGGCACUCCUGGUACUGUGGUUCCAAUGCUUGAAGCCGUGAUGGCAGUUGUGCCGGCGGAGAAGCUAGCUGUUCACUUCCACGACACUUACGGGCAAGCUCUUGCAAACAUAUUGGUUUCUCUCCAAAUGGGAAUAAACAUAGUAGACUCAUCGAUCGCCGGUUUAGGUGGUUGCCCUUAUGCGAAAGGAGCUUCGGGAAAUGUAGCCACGGAAGAUGUGGUUUACAUGUUGAACGGUUUAGGUGUCCAAACCAAUGUCGAUUUGGGAAAGCUCAUUGCUGCUGGAGAUUUCAUCAGCAAGCAUCUCGGCCGUCCAAACGGUUCCAAGGCUGCUGUUGCCCUCAACCGUCGGAUCAUAGCUGAUGCUUCCAAGAUAUGA
Molecule: messenger RNA, 1392 nt
Organism: Microthlaspi erraticum
Lineage: Eukaryota; Viridiplantae; Streptophyta; Magnoliopsida; Brassicales; Brassicaceae
Source: the annotation of a GenBank genome assembly